CUGUUAAUUCCUCCCCCCGUUUUUUUAGCUCCAAAUGAUUCCGGUGAUACGAGUGGUUCUUACUCCAGUCGUACUAAUCGAAUUCAAGCGGUUGACAAAAGGCAGCGCAAUUUCGUGCAUCGUGGCAGUUUGGAAGAUAUCGGGCGUCUCCGUAAGCUGGUAUUUGGGCCACGGAAAGCCAGUCGGCGCAUCUCAUGCAAAGAACUGGGUCGUGGUGACUGUCAAGGAUGGUUGUGGUUAAAAAAGUCGAACGCGUUUGUUAGCAAAUAUGUGAAACGCUGGUGUGUUUACAAGCACUCCACACUGUACUAUUAUCGAAAUCCAGAGGAUGACUGUGCUGAAGGACUGAUUCUUCUUCACGGAUUCACUGUAACUCCGGUUCCAGAAGUUAAAUCCGGUCGAUAG
Messenger RNA from Echinostoma caproni, 405 nucleotides. Lineage: Eukaryota; Metazoa; Platyhelminthes; Trematoda; Plagiorchiida; Echinostomatidae. The record is from the annotation of a GenBank genome assembly.